AUGAUUCAAGAUGAAUCUUUUUCAAUGCCUAAUAGGCGUACAACAGCUAAUGUUGAUCAUGCUGAACGUGUACAUACUGAUCUUAUUAAUCAAGCAGCAGGAAGACAAAAUUUUGAACAACAACAAACAUCUAUUCUAACACGUCGUGAAUCUGAAACAGUUAGAUUAGAAGAUCAACCAUUUGCUGAAGAUCAACAAGCACUUCUUGCUGAAUUUGAACGACGUCGCAGAGCUCGACAAAUUCAUGUUUCAACUGAUGAUAUUGAAGUCAAAGCAAAUCUACGUCAAUUAGGAGAACCUAUUUGUUUAUUCGGUGAAGGACCAGCAGAACGACGUGAACGUCUUCGUAAUUUAAUUUCACGUUUAUCUGAUGAUGAAAUCGCACAGAAAUUACGUAAAAAAGAAGAAGAUGAUAGAAAAAAUGAAGAUACAAAAGAAGAAGUGACAUGGUAUCAUGAAGGAUCUGAUGAAUUACAAAUGGCACGAUAUUGGAUUGCUCAAUAUUCUUUACCAAAAGCUAAAGAACGAAUUCAAAGAUUAAAAGAAUAUGUAGCUAUUCCUGAAGUACACCGAACAGCUAGAGUUCAAAAUUUAUAUCGUGCAUUACGAGCUACAUCAUUACAUUGCAGUCAAGUUGGUGAUGCUCGUCCUUUAUCCUAUUGUGAAUUUAGUCCAAAUGAUCAAAUGGUUGCAGUUUCUUCAUGGAGCGGUUUAUGUAAAAUUUGGACGGUACCAGAUUGUAGACAUGUCCGAACAUUACGUGGUCAUACAGUAAAUGCUUGUUGUGUUAGUUGGCAUCCUCAAUCGACUUUAACACAAGAUCCAGCUAUGAUUAAUUUAGCAUCGAGUGCAUUUGAUGGAAGUGUUAAAUUAUGGAAUCUUGAAAGUGAUGAACCUAUUGCCGAAAUUGAAGGUCAUGCACCAUUUCGUGUAGCAAAAACGAAAUUUCAUCCAUCAGGAAGAUUUUUAGCGACUGCUUGUUAUGAUCAUUCAUGGCGUUUAUGGGAUCUUGAAACUCAAGAAGAAAUCUUACAUCAAGAAGGUCAUUCAAAAGCUGUUCAUGAUAUAACAUUUCAAUGCGAUGGAAGUUUAACAGCUACUGCUGGAAUGGAUGCAUACGGUCGUGUAUGGGAUAUUCGAACUGGGCGUUGUAUUAUGUUCUUAGAAGGUCAUCUUAAACCAAUUUUAUCAAUUGACUUUUCACCUAAUGGAUAUCAUAUUGCAACUGGUUCAGAAGAUAAUUUAUGUAAAAUUUGGGAUUUACGGCAAAUAAAAAAUGCUUAUAGUAUUGCAGCUCAUCAAAAUUUAGUUUCAACUGUUAGAUUUCAACGUUCUGAAGGACAUUAUUUAGUAACUGUUUCAUAUGAUAAUACAAUUAAAUUAUGGAUGCAUCCAGUAUGGUCAGCAUUAUUCUCUUCAACGGGACAUGAACAAAAAAUAAUGUCAGCAGAUAUAUCUCUCGAUGGACGAUGGAUUGCAACUGUUUCUUAUGAUCGAACAUUAAAAAUUUGGUCACCGGAACAGAUUAAUUAA
Molecule: messenger RNA, 1533 nt
Organism: Adineta steineri
Lineage: Eukaryota; Metazoa; Rotifera; Eurotatoria; Adinetida; Adinetidae
Source: the annotation of a GenBank genome assembly